GCUUCUUCUCUGUAAGUAGAUUUUCUUUAAUGGUUGUUGGAUAUUGAUUAGGUAGGGAAUUAAAUGGACUUUAGGUUUGAAGUGAUGUAGUUUGCGUGGUUGUUUUAGUUUUAGGUGUGGAUAUUGAUUGCCAUUAACAACAACAUACAUUUAAAAACUUAAAACUUCAACAACUAAAAAACUUUAACAACAUUUAAACUUGCCUUUAAAACUUUAACAACUAAAACUUUAAGAACUAUAAAACUGGACUCCUAAGCUAUUGCCUUCGCCAAAGCUAAUGGAUCCAUAUAGCCAACAUUCUAGCUUUCAAAACCUCUUAAACAGUCAAAACCCGAACAUCACUCAACACCCUUAUCAGUCUGUCCCUCUUGAGCCUAGUGUUGACCUCUCUGCGUCUGAUGCCUCUGUGUUCGGUUCACAAUGGACUGAAGAUGGCCAUGAAGAUGCAGAGACUGUGUCUGACCGUAAAGAGAGACGUAAAUGGUCACCAACAGAAGAUGGUGUGCUAAUAAGCGUUUGGUUGAACACCUCCAAAGACGCAGUGGUUGGGAAUGAGCAGAAAGCAAUUGCGUUUUGGAAACGAAUUGUUUCUUAUUUUGCUGCGAGUCCAAAGGUGGAUGGUUCUCAAAAGAGGGAGGCAACGCACUGUAAACAAAGGUGGGGGAAGAUUAAUGAAGGCAUAUGUAAGUUUGUUGGAUGUUAUGAAGCUGCAACAAAACAGAGAUCGAGUGGACAAAAUGAGAAUGACGUUUUGAAGAUGGCCCACGAGAUUUUCUACAAUGACUACAAGGUAAAAUUCACAUUGGAACAUGCGUGGUUGGAACUCCGCCAUGAUCAGAAAUGGUGUGGAGCUUCUUCAACUAAGGAUAAAGUUCAUUCUAAAAGAAGGAAGUUAGAUGAUCAAAGCGCACAUUCAUCAACGUGUGUGCCAGGAGAGGAUGAGCAACGGCCUAUUGGUGUGAAGGCAGCCAAGGUGAAAGGAAAAAGGUCAGUGAGCAAGCAAACGAACUUGGAAGAGGAAGGAAAAGAGAUUCAGAGCAUGUGGGAGCUUAGGCAGAAGGACUUUGCUCUCAAGGAUGCUCUAAACAAGCAAAAAUUGCUUGACAGCCUAAUUACCAAGACUGAGCCUUUAAGUGAACUCGAAAGUGCCUUACAAAAUAAGCUUAUUAAGGAUAUGUUGACAAGUUAGUUUGAGUGUUAAGUUGUGUGUCUUUAAGCAUUUUCUUCUAUGUCUUUAUGCAUUUGCUUAUCUGUCUUUAUGCUUCUUGUUUCUCUGAACUUGUAUCGACUCUUUGUAAUGUGUGAAAUAUGACUCUAGACUCUUAAUGUUGAAUCUUAAUGUAUAAUAUUGGUUCUGUUAGUAUGUUUAAUAUGACUCUCGACUCUCUCUGUGUUAAUGCCUUGUUUUUCUCUUGGU
Messenger RNA from Brassica napus (rape), 1417 nucleotides. RefSeq names its product glutathione S-transferase T3-like. NCBI's taxonomy places the organism in Eukaryota, Viridiplantae, Streptophyta, Magnoliopsida, Brassicales, Brassicaceae. Bases 278 to 1189 code for a protein of 303 amino acids. The transcript has a single exon. The record is from RefSeq and is a predicted model, not a curated record.